UCAGAACAGAUGGUUUGAUUCUCAGAUAAACACUACGAACUUUCACACAUUCAACGAAACGUUCACUUACGUAGGAUCAUUACGGAGACAAGAUAACUGACAAGAGUAGUAUUCUGCAGACAGCAGAGAAAAACUGAAAAAUGGGACAGACUUUCAAGGUGAUAUUUUCCACGCUUGCGAUCCUUUCUCUGUCUUAUGUUUCUAAAUGCCAGAAACCCAGUGAACGGCAUAGUGGUCAUAGCCAUCAUUUGCCCAAAAAGGAUGGUUCAAAAAAUGUUCUCAAAGAUAGAGAAUUUGUUCGUGAUUACGAACAUAUUAAAGAGGAUGUUCAGGAGCUAUACAACAAGGAUUUUGCAGAUAAACUGCAAGAUAUAGAAAUGGAAAUAUUUUAUUUUCAAUUACAUGACAUGAACGAUGAUAAACGCCUGGAUGGUCUGGAGCUACUUGCUGCCAUGAAUCAUGUCAGAGAAAGAGAGAAUGAAAUUACUCAUAGGGAUCUCCAAGAUUCGCCUGAAGCUCGUAUCGCCCUUCAGACAUGGUGGAAUGAAAAGUUCGAAGAAGAUGCAGAGUUUAUCGACGAAAUUUUACGAGAGGAAGACCUGGAUCAAGAUGGAUAUCUCAAUUACUUUGAAUACGUUCUUGGAAGAGAACGAGAUAGAGGCAUUGUAUAAAAAGAAUAAUAUAUUUAUUUAUAUAAUUAUUUUAUUUUCUAUAGUUUAUCAGAUAAAUAUUUCUUAAGAAUCAAA
Messenger RNA from Stegodyphus dumicola, 746 nucleotides. RefSeq names its product multiple coagulation factor deficiency protein 2 homolog. The record is from RefSeq and is a predicted model, not a curated record. NCBI's taxonomy places the organism in Eukaryota, Metazoa, Arthropoda, Arachnida, Araneae, Eresidae.